GAUCGAUAGACGGCUAGGUUUCCCAGCAACCACAGGAAAGGAGUUCGUUUCGUUGCCGUUAUCGAGAAAUUCCACCUCUGUUUCGCGUCGACUGUGUUUACGGACAAAACCAUGCGGUUUACGACGGUCGAGCCAUCGUGGGCGAUAUUUGGAAAGAGCCGCGACAUCGCGUACAUCGGAAGGGACGCGAUCGGAAUCGUCUCCGGAAUUUACGCGCGUUUCUUCGACGCGAGAAGCGGAGAGUCGCGAAUCGAGCGGUUCGAUGGCCACGAAAGAGGAGACGGCGCAUCCUGCAUCGCAGGACACUCGGUAGCGUCGAUCUUUUCCCUGGUGGAAAGGAGACCGAAUCCCAGAAUCUCUAUUUUCGGUUAUCCGUCUAUACAACGAAUAGCAUGCUGCGCAAACAGUAGAGAUGCAAAUGGAUACACGUGCUGCGCAUUCACAAGCACCGAAUAUCUCCUCGGACAAACUAUUUAUCCUGACUGUCUCGUAAUUCUUUGGCAUUGGAGAACCGGCGAUCGGGUGAUCACGAUAGACGCGGGAACGAUCGACCUUUGUAGCACGACAAUCGCUUGUUCUAACGAUUCACCCCAGCUGGUAGGACGACUCGCGCCAGACAGUGGCACUCUCUCCGUCUAUCGUAUUCUCGUUUGCUCCAAGAUCGUUCGACUGUUUCCAAUCGAGGUUGCUAUGGACUCUAGCCGCAAGCCAGUCGCCUUCUCUUGGUCCACGGGAGGGACGUUGCUUCUAUGCGACGAGUUAGGCACGAUUUGGUCCGUCGACUUGGACGAGAAUGAAAAUCGUCGCGUGCAAACGAUCGUUCAAGCCUCGUUUCGUUCGCAAAGGAAUCCCGUACUGGUGGCUCACAAGGGAGGUGCGUUGAUCGUCCAAGUUCACGCAGAAACGGAUCACAAAGUUCGAGCAACGUUUUAUAGAAAAGAGUCGAAGGAACGCAGCGAGAAUUGGAGCGCAGUCUGGACGACUUUGCUGCCGUCGUACCCAAGCUGGGCGCGGAGUCAUCCGCACGACGACAAGAUUUUGAUCCUCGGAGAGAACGGCGAGAUAUUCGAAAUGAUUUGUUCGUCGCGCGACAAACCUCCGCGGCUCGACUUUUUGCUGAGAGAAGGUUCGAGUUAUACAGCGAUUGCUCCGUUCUCUAAUCAAUAUCUCGGAGCUAUGGGUCUCUCUCAGCGACUGGUCGUUCUCGAUACGUUUACCGGAAAUGUCGUCACCGUAACAAAACACCUGUCGUUGAAGCAUCACGGCGAAGUGGUCUGCUUGAUCUCGCAUCCAUCGACGUCGAUUUUGGCAACGUGCAGCGCUACGGGAAGCUGCGUUUUCGUAGACGCUUCCGCGCCCUCUUCUCCGAAGAUCUUGAGCUGCGUUCACUUGCAGAACGAACCCUUGAAUCGCAUGAAAUUCUCAGAGGAAGGACGAAUUCUCGGUGUUGGGUCUUCUCAACCGGGGCGGUUGUUUCUCCUAGUCGCGACGAAAUGCUCUGGUGAAACGAGCAUAAAAGUCACGGCCACGAUAAUCGUUCAACGAAAGAUAGUCGACUUUCUUGUUUACGAAACGGAGGAGCGCCGCGCGGCCAAAGUCUUGGUUCUCGUCGAAUGUUUCGAUUCGAAGGAUUCUCGAGUCGGGGACGAGAUCCUGGUGUACUCGUCGGAACUUAACGGCGCUUAUCGCGAGACCGCCGAUCGUGCGAUAAAGCUGACGGCUUCGUUUGAGAGUCUUCUUUAUGGCAGAGAAGGAAGUGGAGAAAUAUUUGGAGCACCUUAUCUGUCGCGGCAGCUACAUAGAAUUCAGUUUAAGGCAAACUUUAGCGACGCGGUCGUUUUGGAUGCUCUUCCCUCUUUACACCUGACGAGGAACGUCGAGAUAGGCUUUCAUCGCACAGGGACGCGUAGCUUCUCCCGAUUCCUCAGCUGCGGCUACGACGGAUUGAUCAUUUUGAGAGACGCCUCGGAACCGCAACGAGUGUUGGCGGUAUUUGUUGGGCAUCACAGAACCCAGGGGGGCACUCGAUGCGCUGCGAUCGUCGGCGACUCUGUCGUUUCCCUCGGCAGGAACGGAGACCUGGUCGCCAACAGGCUACGUCAGCCAUUCGUUCUUAACCCUUCCAACUCGCCGGGCAUUUUUGUGAAUUUGAUUUCGGAUGAGUCUGCUCGGAGUGAAACAGGAGGGACGAACAACGGAGGCGAGCAAGAAACGAUAGCCGCCGAUUGGUCAACGGAAACCUGGAUGGAAGCAAUAAUGCGCGACAAAACGAUGACCGAGAAAAAGCAAGACCUAUCGGCGCGUCUCUCGAUUCUUCGCGAUUUAAACGGGAUAAGAUGUCGCGUAAAGACGCUGCUCGAUUCGAACGAGAACGAGUCAUCGGAUGCACGGCUACCGAUCAGCGCGUUCGAUCUCGAUCAGGCAGCUCGAGAAUGCAAGUUGAUAGAAAUGAAAUCGAUACAAGAACAGCUGAUCAAGGACUCCGAGGAACGCAUCGCGAGUCGCGAACGAGCGAUUUCCUUUUUGCGUAAACGUUUCGUCGAGCCCUUGCUCGUUCUACCCAGAACCAUAUCCUCUAUAUUCGGUGAAUCGAAAGUCGCCAACUAUCCCCUCGUGAAAAUCGCCUCAAGAGAGGCCGACCAUCGAUCCUGGUGUCGAUUCUCCAUGGAAAUUAGGGAGCUCGUGUCCAGAUUCGAGGAGGAGAUUUCGGCUGGUACACUGAAAGAACAGACUCCUUUCUAUCCCUGGCGCGGGUACGUGGAUGUUCUUCAAGCGUGUGCUGUCGCGGAGGAACGCGAACUCGAUUUCAAGAUUCGAUUCAACGAAAAUUUCGAGGAGACGCGAUCCGCGAAGAAGAACGAAACUAAAAUGGCGAUCGAACGCGUCGGGAAAACGCGUCGUUGCGUCGACGAAUUGAAAGAAAUGUUUCUCGUCGAUGCAAGUUCGGACAUCCUAGACAUUUCACGGUGGCGCGGAAUCGAAACGGUCGACGACUGCGACGACUUCCUUUCGCCUUGCAGCGAAUCCAUAAACCCGAAGGAAGAAGAGGACUGUCCCCCGGUAGAGGAAAUUUGCUCCAGGACCGUUAGAUUUCGAUUGCAGACGCUGGAGCAAAUGAUGAACGGUGUCCUCGAAGUCAGGUUAGAGGAUAACGCGAAGAGGUUCAUCCCAAAGCCCAAGUGUCUGGGCCAAAAGGACCCUUCAAUUUACACGAAGAAAGAAGUCGUUGCGAUCGAGUCGUACGAGAGGGAAGUCCGAGCACGGGAAGCUUAUCGAUCCGAAUACAGGUCGAUGCUGGAAGAUGAAAUCGAGCGUGUAAAAGACCAACUCUCGAAUGGUGGGAAAGCGUUCGACGACAAACUUGCCAAACUCGCCGCGGAAAAGAUUCGAGUAGAGAGAUCCGUGCUUCUGGAAAAAUUGUCCAAGGUACAAAUGAUCAUAGGACACCGAAGGAUAGCUCGACAAAGACGCGAGAUCCUACGCGUUACCGAGAUGGAACUGAUUCCCGCGACGAAGCAGACGCGCAGCCUCGCCGAGGAGUGCGAGUUGUUCGAGGCUGGCAUCGUCGAGCUGAGAAACCGGUACGAAAAUCUCCGCAAGCGGGACAAGCUGCUCGAAGGGAGAUUUCGCGUAGAAUUCGAGUCCGAGUUGAAGCAACCGAUGGUGGAUCAUCUCUUCAGGCAAUACCGUCGAAGGCCCAGAACCGCGGGAGCCGUUUGCGGAACGUCUCUCGUGUUUCUCGCUGGACUCGCCGAACGUGUAAUCGAAGAUCGUAAUCGGGAAUCUCAGAUUUUACCACGAGAAUGGCAGGACUACUUGAGGGCAUUGGAAGCUCUCGACGCGGUGCCGGACAGCCUGCCCUCUCGGAUAGACCCCUGUCAUUGGCGCACAACCUGUCGGCUGAGAAGACUGAAGGUGGAAGCAGAGAUCAAGGUCAGGAGCUGCGCGAUCGAGCUAGCGGAAGCGGAACAGAGCCUCGCGUUCUAUCGAAAGGCCUGUCUGGUCGGCCGAGCGACGGUCAAUCGACGCAAAGAGACGGUGCAACGCCUAGAAAAAUCGUUGGUCGAUCUGACGGAUGACAGGGAAGUUCCGUUGGUUCUGAAGACUGGGCAGCUACAGAAACAACCUCGCGGCGACUCGAGUUCCGAAUGGGAAGAGGCUAUUUUGAUUCCGCGACGAGAGCUCGAUCGCGUGAAAGAAGCUAUCGUAAAAGCCGGAGAGCAAAAAUUGGCAGCUCUGCAACAGGUCGCGAGGCUCAAAAGAACCACGUCUCUCGAGGAGUGGCGACACAGGCUCGUAAAAAAAACCAUGGAAGAUUUGCAGGAAAGCCUGAAGGAUCUUUCGAGCGUCAAGGUAAGCAGAAUCGUGCGAGAGUGCGUCGAUCGUUAUCCGAGCGGGACCAUACCAAAGAAGGAAAUGGAAACGCUCGAGAAGAACUUCCGUGUGCGACAAACAAAACUCGAGGAGGCGAUGGAAGAAGAAAGGGCUAGAUUGCGACGGAUCGCGAACGAGGCGCGAAAGUGGCGAGAAACGAAUGCAAAAUUGGUCCGCGAGAUCGAACGGUCAACGACCGAAAGGGAUAAGCUUGUUGUCGCGACGCGCGAUCCUCUUCGCUCGAAGGCCGCCGCGUUUCAGCGAAAAAAGAUGCGAGCUAUAAGACGGAAAACUCGUCUCGCGCAAACAAUCCGCGAUAACCUCGAAGAAUUGCUGGUUUUACACAGCAGGCUGGAAAUUUCCAAGCUCAAAACUUACCCAACGUUGAGGUUCAAAAUUUAACUUGAAAACCGAUUACAUUUUAUAUUUUUGAAGACAGUUAAUUUCUCCAUUACCUAUUCCUAAGGUCAGCGCUGUUGCUAGGUAAUCGUGCGAACGUUUCCAGUUUAUUCGGUCGAUUAUAUCAUCCGCGCCACGGUAACGUCGAUCUCAGAGAUUUAUAUUCACAAUAUACAUAGAUUAAAAUCGGAGAAAUAAUGUUAUGGAUGUUUCGACAAUUACAUUCACUGGAAGAGUAGAGCACGUCGGAACGAACAACAGUAAAUAGAAGGUCGGUCAUUCGACCAUUAUUCGUGCGAUUAAUCUAACCUCGGUUGAUCUGGGAAGUCCCAGUCAACGUAUGGUAAACGAUCUCGAUUAGCGGGAUUUCCACGGGACGGUCGUGUUUUCCUCUAAGACAGAUAUCCCCUUCGCGAUAAUGCCUUUAGAGCCUCGUGGACCAGAGGUCAGAUCAGUUAUCAGCUGUUGUUUUCGUCAAUGAAACGUAUAAUAGCGUCGCAUCGAAGAGAGUAGUUUCUUCGGUUGGCGUUGCAACCUUGACACGCAGCGAAUCGCACAGGUCGUUUGCAUGCAGCUCGUCGUUCGAUGGACCAAUCAGCGAACGUCUACUCUCAACAUUUGCGCGGUCGUUCGUAAAUAGGGAUGGAUUCGAGCUCGAAAAAGUUCACUUUUGUUUCGUGCAAAUAACAUUACAACUUGCACUCUUUUUCGUUAUAAAAAUAACAAGAAACAAAUAAAUAAAUAAACGAGUUUGACUCGAGAAUUGUUUUCAAAGAACUGUUUUUGCAGAAACAGUUUACGUUAACGAUAAUUUUGCAGAUACGCAAUUUUGAUUAAUGUCAGGAAAGCAACGGGAUGUCGAGUACAUACCUUGUACCAUGCCGUUUGUCCUAAAGAAAUCCAACUAGUUGGGGACUCGAUCCCAUCGCUAAUCGUAAACCAUGGAGACAAAUAGACCCGGUUGGCCGAAGGAGGAAAAAUAAAUUUAAAAAAGCAACGCGAUUAACGCCGUGAAUUCCGAAAGAGGCAGACUCGCGAACCGACCAGAUGUUCGCGAGAAAAAGAGAGGAAA
Hylaeus volcanicus is the source of this 5845-nucleotide messenger RNA. Its product is annotated as cilia- and flagella-associated protein 43-like. Gene Ontology annotation, cellular component: axoneme. The coding region runs from base 112 to 4776 and encodes 1554 amino acids. Gene Ontology annotation, biological process: cilium assembly. Lineage: Eukaryota; Metazoa; Arthropoda; Insecta; Hymenoptera; Colletidae. The record is from RefSeq and is a predicted model, not a curated record. Gene Ontology annotation, molecular function: protein binding. The transcript is spliced from 16 exons.